CAUUAUUUUGGCUUUGGCGGUCCAUCGCAUUGCUUGUUAAGCACGCACGUUGCUAAUUUUGCUAUAUAUUUUGAUCAAAAUAGCAAACAAAUCUAGACAAUGGCAGAAAAACUAGAAGAUUUGAACCUUCCGUUAACCGUAGUCACGCGUAUAGUGAAGGAAGCUUUGCCCGAAGGAGUUUCAAUCUCGAAAGAGGCCCGGACGGGGCUUGCAAAAGCUGCGUCAGUUUUCGUUCUAUACGUGACUUCUGCGGCGACAAACAUAGUGGAAAAAAAGAAGAAGAAGGCCCUAACUGGUCAGAUAGUGCUGGACGCUAUGAAAGAUAUAGAAUUCGACAGAUUUAUAGAACCGUUGACGGAAUCUUUGGAGCAAUACAAGCAAGUGAUGUCGGCGCGAAAAUCGGGCGGCAAGAAGAAAGACGAAGAAGAACCGGAAGUGAUUGAGGACGAUUGAUGCGAUUACGUUUGUGACUAUAUCUAAGUUAGUAAUAUAGUUUACUGUAGUACAAAAUCACAAAUUUUGGGUACUGAACUGCUCCUAUCUCCAUGAUAUAUCUGCCAUUUUUGGAAUGCUUUUUAGAACCCAGUACCGGAUUAAAGCUAAGAUACCUUACGUAAUUCUAUAUACAGGAGCCUAUUCUCUUCUUUGAGUCAUCCAUCGAAUUCAAUAAAAUCAUGAGAUUUUGGUGUACUCCUUAAGGUUAAUUCAAAAAGCUUUUUCUCAUGGAAAAAUUGUAAGUUAUUUUGUAAGAUAGUAGUUAUAAGUUUUUAUGUGAUGAAAUACAUGAUUCCUGUUUUUUAAA
Cydia fagiglandana is the source of this 802-nucleotide messenger RNA. RefSeq names its product DNA polymerase epsilon subunit 3 (gene Chrac-14). Gene Ontology annotation, molecular function: chromatin DNA binding; protein heterodimerization activity. Lineage: Eukaryota; Metazoa; Arthropoda; Insecta; Lepidoptera; Tortricidae. Gene Ontology annotation, cellular component: CHRAC; epsilon DNA polymerase complex. The transcript has a single exon. The record is from RefSeq and is a predicted model, not a curated record. The coding region runs from base 100 to 453 and encodes 117 amino acids. Gene Ontology annotation, biological process: heterochromatin formation; leading strand elongation; DNA damage response.